AGCUCCAAUUCCUAUUAAAGUUUCAGAAUUAUUGUGGCAAUGCAAGAUUGGCUACUAACAUAGUAACAUGUGAAAAAACUUUAAUAAAGUUGUGUACUUAGUGCGAAGAGAAAAACCACAUCAUGGAAAAAACUGAAAGAAAAAAGAAAGUGUAUGUAGAUGGAAAAAAAAUUGACAUGUUAUAUUAUUUUGUUGGGUAGAGCAGCCAUAGAAGAUUGUGUCCUUUAUGGGGGAAAUUUUUUAGUGAAAGACAAAGAAAGAUCUUUGAAGCAUUUCAUCUGGAGGUAAGGAAAAAGUUGAUAAACUGUCAAUGAAGCUUCAAGCAUAAAGGGACCACAUCAACUUUACUAGUUACUACUACCCAUUAUAAACUCCUCAAUAUAUACUACAAUCCUUACACUAAGUUGUCUAAGGCCUAAAAACAACAAUGAACUAAUUACUCUCCUUUUCUUAACCUUCUUUCAUCUUCAUACUCAGCUUAAUUCUACCUAUUUCCUUAGCUUCCUCAUCCAUAGUUCUUAGCUUGUUUGUUCUCAUGGCAACGACAAUAUUCUCACCCUACCGCGCCAACGAUACCGGCCUAAACUAUCCUAGAGAUGCAUCAUUCUCUUCAUACCUUGAUACAACUGAGAGAGACUUUGUUAAAAGCCUAGCUGAAUCUAUCAAUAGUCCGUCUUCGAUUCGAGAAAUUUCCACCCCGCGAAGAAGCAUGGGGAGGAACAUUUCUCGAGUUCAAAGAAGUGGUGGAUCAGAUGUUUUUGGGGCUGAGAGAUACUUUAAUGAGAAGAUUGAUGAUAAAAAGGGUAGUAGUAAUCUUGUUUCAAGUAAGGAUGGAGUUAGUGGAAACAACAAACAUAGGUGUAGAAGAGAGAAAAGAGAUGAUUUAUUUGAAAGGAAAUCAUCAACUAGUAAAAUUAGUACUAGUAGUAGUUUUAAGUCACCAACUCCUAGUCUUAAAUCAGAAGGAAGUUUCAAUAAUAGCCAAAUAGGGUUUUUACUACAAAAGAAAGGAAGUGUUGGGCAUAAAAUCUUCUCUGGUUUUCAAUGUAAAGGUUCUUGUUUUAACAAGAAAUCUGUUUAUACUACCAACACACACCAAACAAUACAAUCUUCUCCAAAAUCAUACCAAGGGAAUAAUAAUGUGAAUAAUAAUGGAUAUAGGAAAAGUAGGCUUCCACAUCAUCAAGAACAUUUUGCAUUUCCUAUCAUAGAUACCGCCUCUUUUCACCUAGAUCAUCCUAGGAAAUCAAUGGAGGUUUUUGGCCUUCAUUCACUAGGAAAGCAAGAAAUAAUUUCACAUAAUAACCUCGAAAAGAAGCUUUCGAUCCUAGCAUGGGACGCGAUCCCAAACACUCCAAGCUCACCAUUCACAAUCUCAUUGAAAAAGAAAAGUAGUACUACUAGUAGUCCUACUAUUAUUGUAAGGACUGAUCAAGAUGAAGAUGUAUGUAGCGUUGCAAGCUCCGAUCUUUUCGAGAUCGAAAAUCUUUCAGGAGCUCCUUGUAGUCAAGCAUCAACUCCUUACUAUGCACCAAGCGAGGCUAGCAUCGAGUGGAGUGUGGUAACAGCAAGUGCAGCUGAUAAUUUUUCUGCCUUUUCUGAUUAUGAUGAUGAGAAAAUUGCCAUACCUCGACAACGAAGUAAGAACAUAACCAUGGAAAACAAAAAAGUGCAAAGAAGCUCUAAUUCUGGUGGGAUGUUCUUAGGUUGUACGAGUCACAAAGCUGUGGAUGUUGUACAGAAUUAUAACCUACCAUAAAAGAUAGAUCAUGCAAUUUUAUUGUUUUAUGCUUAUUUCAUAAAAAUGGGUACAUUUGUACUACGUUUUUGGGUGUGUAUGGCAUAUUGGCAAUGUUAUGAUUUAGUUUAAUAUCUUUUUUAGUGUAUGAUAAGAUAAUAUUUUUGUUAAUAUUGAACUAUGGCCAUGAAAUCAUGUAUUAGUCCUACCAAAGUAAUCGAAGUAUGAUGUAUAAUUAUACAUUUCUAAUAUCUCUAUGACAAUCAUGAACAUGAGCUUUAUUCUU
Molecule: messenger RNA, 2024 nt
Organism: Beta vulgaris subsp. vulgaris (sugar beet)
Lineage: Eukaryota; Viridiplantae; Streptophyta; Magnoliopsida; Caryophyllales; Amaranthaceae
Product: protein PHYTOCHROME KINASE SUBSTRATE 3
Exons: 1
Coding region: 536-1759 (407 amino acids)
Biological process (GO): phototropism
Source: RefSeq, a predicted model, not a curated record